AUGAAACUUUCUCAAUCGCUCACUAUUGCCUCAGUGGCCCUAUUUUCACUCGCCAGCUCCGCUCCAACGCCAGUCGACAAAGUCCCAGAUGCUCCUGCAGGUACGGUAAGAUCGAGCACCACCCCCAACCAACAUACCUGCCUCUCAACCCAUCGAUACGAUCCAAAAGAUUAUGACGGAUGGGAAUUCGAGUGUUUCCAGAAUUCCGAUUGCGGUGGGGGUGCACAAAUGGGGUGCCAUUGUAUUAUCGAGGCUGUCGAGCGAUUCGAUCCUUCGCUCGGUAACAAGGGUCUGCCAUACUAUAACAAGGUCCCGAAGUGUGUGUUUAUUCCGACAAUAGAACAGCUGCUAGGCCUUGAUCUAGCUGAUGGGUCACCAAGUAUUCACCGUGCCUAA
Molecule: messenger RNA, 396 nt
Organism: Orbilia oligospora ATCC 24927
Lineage: Eukaryota; Fungi; Ascomycota; Orbiliomycetes; Orbiliales; Orbiliaceae
Exons: 2
Coding region: 1-396 (131 amino acids)
Source: RefSeq, a predicted model, not a curated record